Cavenderia fasciculata is the source of this 510-nucleotide messenger RNA. RefSeq lists its product as uncharacterized. Lineage: Eukaryota; Evosea; Eumycetozoa; Acytosteliales; Cavenderiaceae. The transcript is spliced from 5 exons. The record is from RefSeq and is a predicted model, not a curated record. The coding region runs from base 1 to 510 and encodes 169 amino acids.
AUGGAAGGCACUUUAUUGAUUUUUGUGAAAAAAGAGAAGCAAGAGGAGGAGAAGAAGGAGAAUAAGAACAAGGAGGAAGAAGAAGAGAAAGAUAGGAAGGGACCUACCUACUCCAACCCUUUAAAGGUUACCCGAGGUAAGAGAUUAUUAAUAAUACCUUCUCAAUUAGUAUCGGCAUUGGAUGUUGCGACGCAAUACCAUUGUUAUCUAAUUAGAUUUGGAUCAGAGCACCACCACAUCGCUGAUUGUAUGAUGAUGAUGAUGAUAAUGAUAAUGAUGAUGAUGUUGUUGUUUAAAGAGGAGGAGGAGGAGUUGAAUCAACGCAAAAGGGGGUCUAUCUCUGUAGACGGAACUCAAACAUUGGAAGGAGGAGGAAGAGGAAGAGGAAGUGGUUGGCUUCAAUUGCAGCAAGAAGCAAGGACAUCUGUAAGAGAGAGAGAAAACAUUGCAUUGUAUUGGUUAGUAUACUUGGAUAACGAUGGAAUUUGUAAACAAUAUCAACCACAAUAA